AUGGAGGAGGUAGAGUGUGUUCUACUCAGCAAUGCAGCAGCGGCGGCGGCAAAGCGGUUCGAUGGACACGACCCAGAAAAGAGGCAGAAGUCUAAGGAACACCCGAUGAGAGUCUGGAGAAUUGAGACGCGGGGAGGGGUCGGAAGGGAGGUGAUCAGACAACGGGAAAAACGCCACGGGCACGAGUUGGUUUAUGAGGAGGAGGAAAAAAGGAGGACGGACGGGGAAGGACACGAGCAAUGGAGCAAGCAGCAGCAGCAGCAACAGGCGGCGAUGCGAAAAGUUGUUGAGAUGGUCAAAAGGGGAAAAUUCCGAUCCAGAAGGUCAAGGUACCCUACCCUAGCGCAGCCAAUCAUGGGCCGUGCCUGGGCCUAUGCUCAUUUGGGUACCUGGUCGUCCAGCGACUCCAGCGUACCCACUCGACGUAGGUACCUGGGUUUCCAAGGCACUGAUACUGCCUGUAGCGCGCAAACACGUGACCCAGCUAUGUCACCGCCUGAAUGCUCCGGUAGGCUUACGUCGUUCGGAUACUGCGGUCUGUUCGACCCUUGGCAACACCACAAACCAUCCUACAGACAACGAACAUACCGUCAGCUGCCAGACGACGCGGGCCGUUGCAACCCAGUCUUGGAGACCUUGCAGGUUGGUUCCAUGCGUUCCAUGUUGGAGAGGUCUUACUCUUCGGGGACGGGAGUCUUGGGUUGCGCUGAACAAGGUCCAGUUAGCCGUCGGGCUAACCCACUGCCAACUCGACCUAGCCCCAAAACAACCGUCACGGCCGCAUGUACCGAGUACCUCGACUGCUCGUGA
Molecule: messenger RNA, 810 nt
Organism: Colletotrichum lupini
Lineage: Eukaryota; Fungi; Ascomycota; Sordariomycetes; Glomerellales; Glomerellaceae
Exons: 4
Coding region: 1-810 (269 amino acids)
Source: RefSeq, a predicted model, not a curated record